GGAGGCCGAGGCGGGUGGAUCACCUGAGGUCAGGAGUUCGAGACCAGCCUGGCCAACAUGAUGAAACCCCAUCUCUACUAAAAAUACAAAAAUUAGCCGGGCGUGGUGGCACACGCCUGUAAUCCCAGCUGCUGAGGAGGCUGAGGCAAGAGAAUCGCUUGAAUCUGGGAAGCGGAGGUUGCAGCGAGCCAAGAUCAUGUCAUUGUACUCCAGCCUGGGCAAGAAGAGCGAGCCCUUCAUCUCAAAAUAAGUAAAUAAAUAAAUAAUAAAUUUUAAAAAAUGAAAAUACUAGUCCAUAACAGUGGACUUUUUUCUCCAAGUUCUCCUUUUGCUAUAUAAUGUCAUUUUAUGCAGAACUUUAAAAAAUUUAUACUGAUACACGGCCAGGUGCAGUGGCUCACGCCUGUAAUCCCAGCACUUUGGGAAGCCGAGGUAGGCAGAUCACUUGAGGUCAGGAGUUCAAGACCAGCCUGGCCAACAUGGCAAAACCCCAUCUCUACUAAAAAUACAAAAAUUGGCCUGGUGCGGUGCCUCACACCUGUAAUCCCAGCACUUGGGGAGACUGAGGUGGGCAGAUCACGACGUUGAGGUCAGGAGAUCGAGACCAUCCUGUCUAACCGGCGAAACCCCAUCUCUACUAAAAAUACAAAAAAUUAGCCGAGUGUAGCAACGUGCACCUAUAGUCCCAGCUACUCAGAAGGUUGAGGCAGGAGAAUCGCUUGAACCUGGGAGGCAGAGGUUGCAGUGAGCCGAGAUUGUGCCACUGCACUCCAGCCUGGCUGACAGAGUGAGACUCCGUCUCCAAAAACAAAAAAAAAAACAAAAAUUAGCUGGGCAUGAUGGUGCAUGCCUGUAGUUCUAGCUACUCAGGAGGCUGAGGCACAAGAAUGGCUUGAACCCGGGAGGUGGAGGUUGCAGUGAGAUGAGUUCAAGCCACUGCACUCCAGCUUGGGCAGGAGAGAGUGUCUUCCACGAAGAAAUGAUGAAGAUGCGACAGGCUAAGCUGGAUUAUCAGAGGCUACUACUUGAGAAGAGGCAAAGGAAAAAGCGCCUUGAGCCAUUUAUGGUGCAGCCCAAUCCAGAAGCCAGGCUACGUCGGGCAAAGCCAAGGGCCAGUGAUGAGCAGACUCCCUUGGUGAACUGUCAUACUCCCCACAGCAAUGUCAUCUUACAUGGUAUUGAUGGUCCAGCUGCUGUCCUGAAAACAGAUGAAGUUCAUGGUCCAUCAGUAAGCUCCCCUGUUUUGGACGAAGAUGCUGAAAACACCAUGGAUACUGCUUCCAAGCCAGGACUUCAGGAGCGUCUCCAAAAGCAUGAUAUCUCUGAAAGUGUGAACUUCGAUGAGGAGACUGAUGGAAGAUCCCAGUCAGCAUGUUUAGAAAGACCCAGUUCUGCAUCCAGCCAGAAUUCAACCGAUACAGGCACUUCCGGUUCUGCUACUGCAGCCCAACCAGCUGAUAACCUCCUGGGAGACAUAGACGACCUGGAGGACUUUGUGUAUAGUCCUGCCCCUCAAGGUGUCACAGUAAGAUGUCGGAUAAUCCGGGAUAAAAAGGGAAUGGAUCGGGGCCUCUUCCCCACCUACUAUAUGUACUUGGAAAAAGAAGAAAAUCAGAAGAUAUUUCUUCUUGCAGCUAGAAAGCGGAAAAAGAGCAAAACAGCCAACUACCUUAUCUCCACUGAUCCAGUUGAUUUAUCUCGUGAAGGAGAAAGUUAUGUCGGCAAGCUUAGAUCCAACCUCAUGGGGACCAAGUUUACAGUUUAUGACCGCGGUAUCUGCCCCAUCAAGGGCCGGGGUCUGGUAGGAGCGGCCCACGCCCGGCAGGAGCUGGCUGCCAUCUCCUAUGAAACGAACGUACUUGGAUUUAAGGGUCCUAGGAAAAUGUCUGUGAUCAUUCCUGGAAUGACACUGAAUCAUAAGCAGAUCCCAUAUCAGCCACGAAACAACCAUGACAGUUUGCUAUCAAGGUGGCAGAACAAAACUAUGGAAAAUCUGAUUGAACUGCACAACAAGGCCCCCGUCUGGAACAGUGACACUCAGUCCUAUGUCCUCAACUUUCGUGGCCGGGUCACUCAGGCAUCUGUGAAGAACUUCCAGAUAGUCCACAAAAAUGACCCUGAUUAUAUAGUCAUGCAGUUUGGACGUGUGGCAGAUGACGUGUUCACACUGGACUACAACUACCCACUUUGCGCAGUACAGGCCUUUGGCAUCGGUCUUUCUAGCUUUGACAGUAAGCUGGCAUGUGAAUGAGAGGACAAUCAGGCAGGGAGCCUUUCUCCCCACAGAGCUUUCAGGAGCAGACAGUGGCCUCCCCUUCCCCUCCCUGUCCCAGGACUUGAAGAACAAUAGUUUGCCCCUUUUGGAACGAUCCCUGAAUAUAUAAAACACACGAAGAGCAAUAGUUUGCCUCUUUUGGAACGAUCCCUGAAUAUAUAAAACACACACACGAAGAGCAAUAGUUUGCCCCUUUUGGGACGAUCCCUGAACAUAUAAAACACACACACACCCCGUGCACUCUCACUCCUUUUCCAGGUUUCAUAGACUUGGUGAGGGAUCACAGCUUAGCAUGGGUGAGAGAUGAUUUAAAGCACAGGGAGAUUCUUGUCCUGCUAGGGUGGGAUUUCCUGUGCUUGGAAACUUGCAGUAGAAUCAGGGACUGACAUCGCAGUUCCUCUCUUCAUUCCCUCACAGCAGAUUGGCCAGCACCAAUCUCAGUUCAGAGCGGCUGUGAUCACAUUUAUGAUCAAUUAUGUGAGAAUUUUAUAUAAUUGUCUUCAUUUCAAUUAAGGCUGAAAGCAUAAACUCUAGAGGUGACUCAGUCAAGACCAACAGUAAUGUGAUAAUUGCCUUCAUUUUCAACCCAGGAGUGCCUCUCACAGCUCUAUCACUGGAUCCAUUAGUGAGGAGUGACACACACACCUGUAGGCAUCCUGUGCAAACACUUUGUCAUUAUCAAGAGAGAUGGCAGUAUUGACCAUUUAGUUAAAAAAAAAAAAAAAAAACGGUGGCAGGAGAGGCUUUGGGGAGGAUGAGCCAGCAGACAUGAGCACUGCUGGCCCGUGUGGCAGAGCUUUGGACUUUCUUCUCGGCUCUUUCAACCCUGGCUCAUAGGCACAGAAGGUGUUUUGCUACGUUUUUUUGAUUAUUACACCCCUCCACGUAUUAUGUGACUCAAACCAGUUCACCCUUCCCAGAAUGUAUCCAAACCUUGAGAAUGCAGGAGCUCUGUGAGCUCCACUGUCAGCACCAUUCAGCUGCAGCCCUUGCGCACAGAACUGUUUGCCAGCGUUGGGUGGGAUACCCAUGGCGGCUGCUCCCUCAGACUUCCCUUCUGUGGACUGACCUCUCACCUCUGCCUGUUGUUCCUGCACCACAUCAGAUAAGCAUGUGAAGGAGAGCCAACUGGGAGCUGCGGGACCCUUGGCUUGUCCCCCACCGACAAGUCCCACCUGCUGGGUGAGGACGAGACUGUUUCCAUCUCAGGCAUGUUUCCCACCAAGUGCCUCCCUCACAGCCGUGCCCAGAAGCCUCACACUUUGUCACCACCACCACCCCCGACCCCACCCUGAGGCACUGCCUGGCAGAUCACCCUGGUUGACCACAGAAGCUAUUAAUACACGACAGCAUCUGGGGAAGGAGUUAUGGUGGGCCAGGUGGACCUCAUCCUGCUUCCUCCUCCCUCUGGUUUAAAGAGAUAUAUAAACUAAUUUCACAUAAUUUGUGUGUGCAGGUGAUUGGUUUUUACAUAAGUCCUAUUUAUACCUUUUAUAUGUUACAGAAAUAAAAGUUAAUUUAUAUACGAA
Messenger RNA from Symphalangus syndactylus (siamang), 3804 nucleotides. RefSeq names its product TUB like protein 3 (gene TULP3). The record is from RefSeq and is a predicted model, not a curated record. Lineage: Eukaryota; Metazoa; Chordata; Mammalia; Primates; Hylobatidae. Gene Ontology annotation, biological process: protein localization to cilium. Gene Ontology annotation, cellular component: cilium.